Messenger RNA from Chenopodium quinoa (quinoa), 1387 nucleotides. Its product is annotated as isoprenyl transferase-like. Gene Ontology annotation, biological process: response to cold; polyprenol biosynthetic process; plastid membrane organization. Lineage: Eukaryota; Viridiplantae; Streptophyta; Magnoliopsida; Caryophyllales; Amaranthaceae. The record is from RefSeq and is a predicted model, not a curated record. The transcript has 3 exons. Bases 122 to 1027 code for a protein of 301 amino acids. Gene Ontology annotation, cellular component: chloroplast stroma.
AUAAUCUUAGAUGUUUAUGCAUAUAUAUAACCAUCAUAACAUUAGUUGAUUUAGAAUAAAACCCAAAGAGCAAAAAUCAACCAAUUCUAACACCCAAAGAGAAAUAAAAACAAUUGAAAACAUGAGAAUUUUAAUUAAAAUAUGGUCGAUUAUCAUGGCAAUAAUCCCAAGUUGGAUUUUAAGCAUGCCAUUAUUCCUAUUUUUCAAAAAGAAACAAGAACAAGUGUAUAAAAGGGAAUUUGUGAACAUGUUAUCAUCAGCAUUCAAGCUGGAUGGUAAUAUUGAAGGUGAUGGUGAGCUACCGAAGGGGCUACGACGUGAACUGAUGCCACGACACGUGGCUAUGAUAUUGGAUGGGAAUCGGAGGUGGGCUAAGAAGAGAGGUCUUGUCCCUGUUGAAGGCUAUGAAGUUGGUCUUGGGACUUUAGGGGAGAUUAUUACUCUGUGUCGAAGAUGGAAUAUUCCUAUUAUCUCGCUUUUUAUGUUCUCAUCUGAGAAUUGGCUUCGCCCAAAGGAUGAAGUUGACUUCUUGCUCGAACUUUUUGAAGGAUCAUUGAAGUACUAUCUACUACGCUUUUGUCGUAGAUAUGGAGGACGAGUUUCUAUGAUUGGAGAUAGAUCUCCACUAUCCAGUUCCUUAAGAAAAGCAGUUGAAGAAAUCGAAGAAGCAACAAAAGACUACAAUGGGAUUCAUUUUGUCUUAGCAAUGAGUUAUAGUGGCCAAAAUGAUAUAGUGCAUGCUUGUCAAACCAUUGCUACCAAAGUGAAGGAUGGCCUUCUUCAACCUGAAGAUAUAACCAAGUCUUUGUUUGAGGAAAAUCUUCAAACUAAUGUUACGGACAUGCCAUCGCCCGAUUUGCUCAUUCGAACAAGCGGCGAAUUACGUAUAAGUAAUUACUAUCUUUGGCAAUCAGCUUAUAGUGAGAUGUACUUCACUGAUACACUUUGGCCUGAUUUUGGAGAAGAUGAAUUUGUUAAGGCAUUACGUUCUUAUCAGCAAAGAGGAAGACGAUUUGGCAAAGUAUGAUAUGGAUCGUCGUAAAAAUGAAACUCUAUGUAGUACGAUUAUCUGGUAUUAAUUUGUUGUCACAUUACUAGUCGAGAACGCAACUAUUAUUUUUAUAUGAAAAAGGUAAUUAUUAUGUGUGAAAGUAUGUGUGUAUAUCAAGGAAGUAGUACUUUCUUUUCAAGAAUAAAGAUGACAUGGAUGUGUCACAACUUUUCAUUAAAUAGUUGACUUAAGCUAUAAUUUAAGGUAUGUGUAAUAUGAAUGUGUUGUUGUGUACUAAUAUAUUUGAUUAAAGUUAUAACUUGUAAUCAAAUUUCGUGUAUAUCUUUGCUUUCAUGUACUAAAUACCCUCACGGACCUACUUCAAAUUCUAAAUUU